Chaetomium strumarium is the source of this 2994-nucleotide messenger RNA. Its product is annotated as putative glucan 1,3-beta-glucosidase precursor. The record is from RefSeq and is a predicted model, not a curated record. Lineage: Eukaryota; Fungi; Ascomycota; Sordariomycetes; Sordariales; Chaetomiaceae. The annotation marks the transcript as partial. Gene Ontology annotation, molecular function: polygalacturonase activity. The transcript has a single exon.
AUGGUGGACAACACCAACAACUUCCACGGAGUUGCCCCUGACAAGGGAACACUCAACGGUCCGAUCGUCAACGCCACGGCGCAAGCGGACCUGCGAAACCAAAAGAGCAGUCCAAAUGCCACUGCCGUGCACUUCACUACCGAGUAUGCCGGAGACCUCCAGGCACGGCAGGACCACGAGUACUGGCUCGCCAACGUCCCUCACGGCAUCAUGCCCUACCAGAAUAACCAGGGGUCCGACUACCAGUUCUACCGUAACGUCAAGGACUUUGGCGCCAAGGGCGACGGGGUGACGGACGACACCAUCGCCAUUAACCUGGCCGUGUCGUCGGGCAACCGCUGCGGCCUCCCGGAGAACUGCGGAUCGACUACCGUCUCGGGGGCGCUCGUGUACUUCCCGCCGGGGACGUACGUGGUCAGCUCGCCCAUCAUCCAGUAUUACUACACGCAGUUCGUCGGCGACCCACUGAACCGGCCUGUUAUCAAGGGGGCGCCCGACUUCAGGGGCAUUGCCCUCAUUGACAGCGACGUCUACAUCCCCGGCGGCAACGGUGCCGAGUGGUACAUCAACCAGAACCAGUUCUACCGGCAGAUCCGCAACAUGGUGUUUGACCUGACAGCCAUGAACGACACCAACCAGGACGGCGACCAGACGUUUGUGCCGACGGGCCUCCACUGGCAGGUGGCGCAGGCCACGUCGCUGCAGAACCUGCAGUUCAUCAUGCCGGACCCGCACUUCGGCCCGACCAGCACCGUCGGCAUCUUCAUGGAGAACGGCAGCGGCGGGUUCGUCAGCGACCUGGAGUUCAUUGGCGGGAACAUCGGCUUCCGGGCGGGCUCGCAGCAGUUCACGGCGCGGAACCUGCAGUUCUUCAACUGCGGCACGGCCAUCAGCAUGAUCUGGGACUGGGGCUUCACCUGGAAGAGCGUCACCUUCACCAACUGCUUCGUGGCCAUCGACUGCUCCGCGAUGGGGCAGGGCCCGGACGCACAGGGGACGGGCUCCAUCACGUUGCUCGACUCGUCCCUCGUUGCGGUGCCGUUCGCCGUCCCGGUCAACCCGAACUUCAUCCCCAACUUCGUCAUGGACAACGUCCAGAUCCAGAACGUCGACUUCCUCGUCUUCCAACCAGGGUCGACCAACUACCUGGAGGGCCAGGCCGGGCCGAUCACGAUCCAGUCGUGGGCCAUGGGCAAGCGGUAUACCAGCGUCGACGGCGAGGGCGGCAGCGUCAUCGGGUUUGUGUCCCCGGUGCCGGACAAGUCGCCGCUGCUGCUCGACGCAAACGGUAAGUUCUUCGAGCGCAGCAAGCCGCAGUACGAGAACUUCGGCGCCGGCAGCUUCCUGGUCGCCACCGACUUCCCCAAUCUCCGCAACGACGGCACGGGCGACCAGUCCGGAGCCAUCAACGGGUUUCUCGAGCUCGCGGCCAGCUCCGGGAACUUCGCCUUCUUCCCGGCCGGCGUCUACCGGGUGGAGUCCACCGUGCUUGUCCCGGCGGGUGUUGUCGUGAUCGGCGAGGGCUGGUCGCAGAUCAUGGGCGCCGGGCCCAACUUCCAGGACGAGAACAACCCGCAGGUGGUGGUCCGCUUUGGCAAUGCUGGCGACCGGGGCAGCAUGGAGGUCAGCGACAUGCUCUUCACGGUGGAAGGCCCCGCGCCGGGGGCCAUUCUGGUCGAGUGGAACAUCGCGCAGGGCGCGCAGGGCCAGGCCGCCAUGUGGGACUGCCACUUCCGCGUGGGCGGCGCCAUCGGGUCGCGGAUGCAGCUGGAGAACUGCGCGAAGCUGAGCGGCCGGGUCCUGGACGAGUGCAAGGGCGCGUACAUGCUGAUGCACAUCACCGAGCGGGCGUCGGGCUACUUCGAGAACAUCUGGAUGUGGACGGCCGACCACGACCUCGACAACCAACCGGCGGGGAGCAACACCACCGGCGCCGGCCAGAUCGACAUCUACACGGGCCGCGGCCUCCUCGUCGAGUCGCAGGGCCCCGUGUGGCUGUACGGCACCUCCUCCGAGCACAACAUCUUCUACCAGUACCAGUUCUCCGGCGCGGCCAACAUCUACUCGGGCCACAUGCAGACCGAGACACCGUACUUCCAGCCCAGUCCGAAUGCGCUGCAGGUCUACACGCCCACGGACUCGGACCCGUCCUUCGCCGACUGCGACAAUGACGAGCACUGUGUCGAAGCCUACGCCCUGCGCGUGCUCGACUCCACGAACAUCUACAUCUACGGCGCCGGCUUCUACAGCUUCUUCGACUCGUACACGCAGGACUGCGUCCCGCUGGAAACGUGCCAGAACCGCCUCGUCGAGACCUCCUUCAGCGAGCGUGUUUGGCUCUACGAUCUGUACACCAAAGGCUCGAUCCAGGCAAUCAGCCCCGCGGGCGGUGUGCCGGCGCCGGUUCUGCAGUCGGACGACGGGGUACAGCACGGGUUCACGACCGAGAUCAGCGUCUGGCUGCCGCUGGCCCAUGACGGCGCCGCGCAAUUCGGCGCCAACCCCGACGGAGGCAGCGGCGGUGGCAUCGUUUUCGUGGACCCGUCCAUCUGGAACGGGACGGACCACACGGCAGCCUGCACUCCGCCGUGUCAAAUCGUCCUGCCGCCGUUGAAGCUGCCGACGGCAGCGACCAUCAGCUUCCCGCCGUACAGCACAUCCAUCAGCGAGAUAUGCGACGACGGGGGCGUGACGGUGCACUCAACCGUCAUCAGCAUUCCCCCAGUCACCACGACCAAGAUCAACUACUGGAACGUCAACGUAACGACCGCGCCGACCACGUUGGUGGCCGAGUCCAGCAUCCAGCAGACGCCCUUCGCCAUCACGCAGGCCUGCAACGGCAUGACCACGACAUUCAUCCCGCCGCCGUUCCCGCUCCAGACCAGCGACGCGACGAGGAACAAUCCGACGGUCACUGUCACGUCCGGACCACCCGGGCCCACCUGCACCGGCGACUGCGGCGACAAGUGCCACCUCUUCUGCGACGGGCCGUGC